Messenger RNA from Dreissena polymorpha, 3911 nucleotides. RefSeq lists its product as uncharacterized. The transcript has 7 exons. Gene Ontology annotation, molecular function: transcription coactivator activity; protein heterodimerization activity; transcription corepressor activity. The coding region runs from base 14 to 1738 and encodes 574 amino acids. Gene Ontology annotation, cellular component: nucleus; negative cofactor 2 complex. Lineage: Eukaryota; Metazoa; Mollusca; Bivalvia; Myida; Dreissenidae. Gene Ontology annotation, biological process: negative regulation of transcription by RNA polymerase II; positive regulation of transcription by RNA polymerase II; transcription by RNA polymerase II. The record is from RefSeq and is a predicted model, not a curated record.
GGGCAGAGUUUGAAUGUACAAAAUACAAGUCGACAACAAUAUAAUUGUUCGCUUCUUUCUAAAUGGCCAGUCAUUUCCGUUGAAAAGUGAAAGCAGCAGCAAGAUGCCAGGCAAGAAAAAGAAGUACAAUGCUCGUUUUCCACCGGCACGAAUAAAAAAGAUCAUGCAGACUGAUGAAGAUGUUGGUAAAGUUGCUGCGGCUGUGCCAGUAAUCAUCUCCCGAGCCUUGGAGCUGUUUAUUGAUUCCCUAAUUGAGAAGACGGCAUCUGUAACUAGGGGUAAAAAUGCCAAAACACUGUCAGCAUCACACAUAAAGCAGGCGAUACACUCAGAGAAGACAUUUGACUUUCUCCGGGAUCUGGUACAGAAUGUUCCUGAUCACCAGGCAGACGAUGAGGGGGAAGGUCCUGGGCCUGUAGCAUCCUGCAGUGUUGUGCCGGAGAAGAAGAUACGUGUUCCAAGAGUGAAAAAGGAGGGCAGUAGGGGCCCGGGUAGACCUCGGAAAGUCAAACAAGAGGAAAGGCUGGAGCAGAAGUCGGAAAGUGAUGAGCAGACAGAAUCAGAUGAUGGUGGGACCUGUGAUAGUGAGAGUAAUUCCCCUCAGCCUUCCUAUGAGUCCCCCUCCCAGUCCAGUGCCCCUGCCAACUCAGCGCCAUUCCAGCUUCAGCAGCAAAUGGAGCUCCUGAAGUCAAUGCAACAGUGUUCCGAAACCCAGGUUUCUUCAGGGCAGUCCAGCCUACCCCUGACACCCUCAGCUUACACGUCAAGUAGCCAGCCAAUCAGGAGAGAGCCCUCACCCCGCCUGUCCUACCCACCGCAGUUGCCUCAACAGUACCCACCGAGCACCUACCCACUACCGCACAUGCAUUUCCCUCCAUUCUCACCGUACCCUCUGGGGGUGAUGCCUGGCCUACCUGGGCUGCCUAAGACAACCUCAACGUUCGUGCCUCCUAGUAAUGCAGGAAUGCUUGCGUUCUCUCCUGGGUUCAUGCCUGCCCCUCACCCACGGUUUAUGAUGCCCACAAUGGGCAUGAUGAUGCCAGAUGGACAUAGAACUUCACCCUCUAUGGUUCCCCCUUCAACGUUUGCUCAGGAUCCUGAUGAUGGGAACCAGCCCCUGGAUAUGACCAUGUCUAGUAAGCACAGAUCUCAAGAAGACCACAGUUCUUUACCAGCGAAUGCAGUGACGUCUGCUCAUGCUUCGUCACAGCGGUCGCUGGGCAUGACCCCCAUUGGGUCCAGUGUCUCCUUACCUAUGGGCAUCACCACCCCCAUGAUGGGCAUGAGUCCUUUCCUGCAACCCAGCAUGCCUUGGUCGACAGAGAUAAAUGUCAGCUCAAAUGCAAUGGACUUGCCAGAAAGUGUUCAACGUUCAGCAACUUCGUUACCAGAAAGAAAGCGUAGCAUUUCCAUGGAGAGUGCUGUUAAGUCAAGUAAUGGUAGCAGUGCAGUACAAAUAUUAAGAGAUUAUUCAGAAAAAUUCAGCGAACAGACUAGUGGUAAUGCAAACUUAAAUCAGACUUCGCCGAACAAUAUGGUUGCAAACCAUGUGAAAGAAAAUGGCAAAACCUCUAUAAACUUUGUUGACUCAAAAUCCCUGCCUGUGAAAGGCGGAGGUUCUAAUUCUCAGUCAGUACAACAAGACAGUAAGGGUUUGUCCUUCAGAAGGCUGGCUGAGUUUGCAACUGCUCCGAACUUGAAAUCUCAUGCAAAUGUGGAUGAGGACUAUGAUGCCUGAAUGUAAUGAAGCUUUAAUAACCCAUUUAUGCCUAGUGGACUCUACCAUCCUUCUAAAUUGGAUCAAUUUAUUUCCAAAAUUAGGGAUGUCGAAUAUAUUUAUGCCCCCCUUCAAAGAAGAGAGGGUAUAUUGUUUUGCACAUGUCGGUCGGUCUGUCCACCAAAUGGUUUCCAGAUGAUAACUCAAGAACGCUUAGGCCUAGGAUCAUGAAACUUCAUAGGUACAUUGAUCGUGACUGGUACAUGACCCCUAUUGAUUUUCAGGUCACUAGGUCAAAGGUCACUGUCAAGGCCACGUUUGAGGGGGCAUAUGUCUCCGACCGCGGAACACUUGUUAUUUCUAUAUUUAGAAUAUUUCUUACAGAAAUUCCUUUAAGCAAACAGUGCAGACUCUGAUGAGACAUCACAUCAUGUGGCGUUUCAUCUGGGUCUACGCUGUUUGCCAAGGCCUUUUUUCUAGACGCUAGGCAUAAAUGGGUUAAAUUCCCACCUUGUGCUUCUUUAACAAAAUGCAUUGAUCAAAUUGAUUUCAAGUGUUCUGUUUGAUUGUGUAAUUAUUGGUUCAUAAAGUGCUGUUUUGACACUUUUGUGUAAUUGUUAUAUGUUAUUCAUUGUCAAUUUAUUAAGUUUGUUUUAUUUUCACAGAUAUAUGUGUGUGCGUUGCAUAAUAUCUAAUUUUGCAUUAGCAUUGAGUUUAUGUAAGUUGGGAUACUAUCUGGAAUUCUCAUUUUGGUUGUUUUGGAAUUUAUGUUAGUAUUUGAAGACACAUGUGAAACAAAUUGAAAAUGGCAUGCCUGUAUGAGGAAAAAUGGAUUUUUAAAAUCAAAAUGUUAAAAAUAGCAUGUGCCUAUUGAAUUUGUAUAUAUUUUUUUAAAACUUUGUUUUACAUGAGUAUGCAAAUAUUUAUGUUUGAUAUUAAAAGUAUUUGCAUUGUUUCAAGCAGAAAUAUAACAUUUUUGUUGAAUGUUUUAGAAUAUUUGAUGGACUGCCAAGCUCAUAUAAUAGAGCGCUGGACUGAAAAUCUGAUGAUCUAGAGAUUGAUGCUAGGCCUGGCCAUAUAUAUUGUGUAGGGAUUGUUCAUGGAAUCCUUCCUAUGGCCAUUCUCCCGCUACCUCUGAUUCAAGCAGGGCAGUUGUCAAGUACUGACAUACCUAUGUACACUAAGUAGUGGUAACCGUGCUAUCACAGGAAGUUUGAGUUGGUAAACUGGCCAAUGUGAUGUGAUUGAAAUACUGUUGAAAUCAGCAAAACAUCAUACUUAAUAAUAAACAUAAACAAACAUUUGAUGGUUCUGCUGAUCAUUUUAAUUUUCAAGCGAAUGAAUAACUUGUUUAUAGCAAAUGUUUCUGUUGUAUGACAUUGCUUUUUCUGUUAAUAUGUCCAUAUAUUGUUUUGUUAACCAGGUUUUCCGAAGGAAAAAACUGGUUAUUAGAUUGGCGAAUGCGGGCGGGCUGGCUGGCUGGCGGGCUGGCUGGCUGGCGGGCUGGCUGGCUGGCUGGCGGGCUGGCGGGCUGGCGGAAUAAGCUUGUCCGGGCCAUAACUAUGUCGUUCAUUGUCAGAUUUUAAAAUCAUUUGGCACAUUUGUUCACCAUCAUUGGACGGUGUGUCACGCGAAAUAAUUACGUCGAUAUCUCCAAGGUCAAGGUCACACUUUGAGUUCAAAGGUCAAAAAUGGCCAUAAAUGAGCUUGUCCGAGCCAUAACUAUGUCGUUCAUCGUCAGAUUUUAAAAUCAUUUGGCACAUUUGUUCACCAUCAUUGGACGGUGUGUCGCGCGAAAUAAUUACGUCGAUAUCUCCAAGGUCAAGGUCACACUUUGAGUUCAAAGGUCAAAAAUGGCCAUAAAUGAGCUUGUCCUGGCCAUAACUAUGUCAUUCAUUGUGAGAUUUUAAAAUCAUUUGGCACAUUUGUUAACCAUCAUGGGACGGUGUGUCCCACGAAAGAAUCACGUCAAUAUCUCCAAUGUCAAGGUCGCCACGACUAAAAAUAGAUUUAAAAAAAAAAAAAACUUACCAAGGGGGUUAAUUUUUUUUGGUCAUUUCAAAAGUUCAGUUUGAGUUUUCUCCCUUUAUCAGAUUUUUUUUUCACAAUGAAAACCUGGUUUUGUGACAAUUUUGUCCCUUGUUUUAAAGAUGAUAUUGUUAUCAAGUCAGAAGUAAAGCAUUCUAUUUUUGGA